AUGACCAAAAGUCGAAACAAUAAUAAGGAGAAUGCGAGAUGUCGCAGGAGGUAAUUUCUUUAUUUCGAUAUUGUUAGAUUCGUUUUUUUUCAUUCUGCUUCUUUUUAGGCACGAACCUACUGAUUUCUCGGGAUUGAAAGAAGAGGAAGGUGGAAUUGAGCUUGAUGAAGAAAUAGAAGUCCAUCCGCAGCAUUCGAUAUUGGCAGGGAAUGGUAAGUUAUGUCUCAGUUAAGGUAUAGACCAGACAUAUUACAUAAGUUUAGUUGUUUAUGACUUUGAAUUUUUCAUAACCUAUUUUCAAAGUCUUUUCGGGUCAAUGAUACUAUGGGUCGUGUCGGUUCGUCGUUGUAUGCAUGGGGAGGCUAGGAGAAGGCUUAGUUAGUAGAAAUAAUAAGAUUGAUCGGGUCCUAGGACAGCUUAUCACCUAUUUUGAGGUAUUUUGCAUGUGCUGGAAUCAAUAAUAUCAAGAUAAAGAUGCGGAUCUUCGUUUUUUGUCCCAAAUUUUGGAAUGUUCAUGUUAAUUUUAGACUGUAUAAAACAUAAUAGAAGGAGAUGUUACCAAUAACGCUAAAAUGUUACCUAAAAAAUGCAAAAUGUUACUUAAAACCCUAAACCUAAAAGUUACUGCUAUACUAUACGAAAAGUCGGGACGAUUUUUCAAAAUUUUCAGUCAAAAUUUAGAUUCUUUUGUUGAAAAUCAAUUUAUUCCAGAUGCGUCGAGGCAGUUCAUCAAGAGGCCGCUCAAUGCGUACAUGAUCUGGACAAGGCAUGCCCGAGAUGAUAUUCUAAAAAAGAAUCCUCAUCUCAAGAUGAAUGAGGUCUCAAAAACCGUAAGUUUUACGUUUAUUGUUCUUUGCUGAAUAUUUAGAUAUCGAUAGGAAUUUUAGUUUUUUAAAUUGGUGUUUGUAGAUGGGUGAGAUGUGGAAGAAGCUCCCUGAUGACGACAAAAAACCGUUCUUCUUGAUGGCCCGGAAGGCAGCCGCUAAACACAAGAAAGCACUGGAAUUGAACCCAAAGUUGGCUUACGUUCCCAGUAAAAAGAAACACAAAAAGAUAGAUAAAAAAGAAGAGGAGCACAAGGAGGAGAAGAGCGAGCAGUCACCUUAUCCCACCCCCAGUGCUUCACCAAUCACCAACGGUACUCGACCUUGUAAGGACUUAUUCCAUGAUUCUGAUAUUAGAAAGUGUAAUUUCUUUAUUUUUUACUUUUAGUGCAUCAGAAUGUUGUUGAGAACACACGGCCAGGGCCUUAUCCACAACCAGCAACGAUUGUGAGGACGCCAAAUACUCACUACCAACAACCUCCUUACUCCCAGCCUUAUGAAUAUCGACAGCCAGUUCAGAAUGGGGUCUACCAAUACCCUCCUCAACAAUACACUCAGCAAUCUCAGGUUCGAUAUGGUAGGUUUUUGUGGUUCAUGAGACGUUUUUGAAUUGACACAGUUUGAGCUCUUGUGACCUGAUUUCACAUUGUAAUUUUCAGUUCAACACAAUUACGGGUAUCAGAAUGGAAAUGGAAUUCCCGCAAACUACCCCACGAAUGCUUAUUAUCCUGCCCAGCCGCAAGGUCACAUCAUCCCGAACCCACGGGAUCCCUCCCAAAACCUCGUUCGGAAUCCCUUCGCCAUCUCUUAUUCAGAUCCUCCGGAACCUGUCUACGAACCGGAAUCCGUCGAAUUGUAUCGUGAACUCUACUAUCGUUCCCUGGUCCAAUUGCAAUUCCCUUCGAAACAGACUGGAGAACCUGAAUGUCUCUCGCCAGAGUUCUACCUUCAGCGUUAUUAUUCAUUAGGAGGGACCGAUCCUCCACGUCGAGUUGCUCCCAUGAAGAGCAACACUAAUAACAGCAAUGGCCUCGUCUAUCAGGAACUCUGA
Messenger RNA from Bursaphelenchus xylophilus (pine wood nematode), 1875 nucleotides. The record is from the annotation of a GenBank genome assembly. Lineage: Eukaryota; Metazoa; Nematoda; Chromadorea; Rhabditida; Aphelenchoididae.